CACAGCAGACCACAGGGCUAGCGUACAGCUCAUUGUGCGCUUGCAUCCGUGUUCUCACGCCUAGCUGCGAGCGCAGCGUCUCCGCGAUCACUCACGCCGCCAUGAACGCACUCUACAGCUCUAUCCUCCUGAACCAGAUGCUCUUCCACCUGGUCCCAGUGUGCGAGGGCUCGAUGCAGACGCUGAUCGGUAAAACCGGAGAGUCGGUUACUCUGCCCUGCCGCUAUGACAUCAUAGCUAACGGGCCCACGCACAUGUGCUGGGGGAGAGGCGAGGUUCCCUGGUCCAAAUGCAGCAACACAAUCGUUUCCACCGACGGAGAAAAAGUGACCUUCAGCGAAUCGGACAGAUACCGGUUACAGAGCGGGGUUCAGGAGGGAGACGUGUCGCUGACCAUCAUCAACGUGACGGAGAACGACUCCGGGAUCUACGGGUGCAGGGUGAAGAUUCCAGGCCAGUUCAACGACCUGAAACACAACAUCUAUUUGAAUAUUGUGAAAGGAAAUCAAGGGACAAUUCAGUUUACAACCACUGAGAAUGCUCCUGACAGGACAACAGCAGGGGAGGGGACAACUCCACCUGCAGACACGGGGAACUCAGACGUCCCGGUCCAAGCUCAGGAUAUUUCUCAAACAUUCAACGGAAAUGUCAUUCGAAUUGGAGCAGUGAUAUUCAUCCCAGGCCUGAUCGUCAUUGUAAUUCUUGUACUGAGGUCCCGUCAGCAGAAGCAGCGCAGAAGUGUUGUGCAGUAUGACCACAGCGCCCCCACUGUCCAGAUCAGAAACUGAGCCUCCCGUGGGUGUGGGAAGUCCCCAUAUCUCAGCAUCAACAGAAAGUGUUAAAGGAGUAACAUGGUGGUUGAACGUGACACUUCCCAGUUGUCUUUAGGCAACAACAAAACAAAUGUGCAUAUUUUUUUUAUUAUUCAGUCAUUUCAAUGUACUUUAAAACGUAUUUUUCUAAGCCUAAAUUUCCCACUAUAAAAGUACACCCGAACGGUCUGGGCGUGGUAAUGAGAACUGUCAGUUAGCUAUGAUUGACAGACCGUGCCCCGUUUCCAUAGCUACCCCCAUGAUACGCUCUCUUUUUGAGACACUCAUCACAAGCUAGCUAGCUUAGCAGUAUAUCAAGUAUCGAUAGAUAGCUAAGGUAAGGACGUUGACUUAUAUCCAAUUAUAAUUUUUGCUAUCUAGCUAGCCAAGUUAAGAUAAACGCACAACUAUAAUGUCCUCAUAAAAGCAAACUAGCUAGCUAACGUUAUCGAUAACAUUGCCUUAUGAAAGCAAACUACCUAGCUAGCUAACGUUAGCUAGCUAGCUAAAUGAAUAUAACCAGAAAUAAUCUAAUAGUCCUUAAAAGGCACUCUAAUUUAAGUGAACCUAACGUUAGCCAAAUAUUUGCAUUGUCUUGCCUGUAAGCCAGCGGCGCAAACUAUGGGUCUCGACUUAUCCAUGGGUUUACGGGGCGUGGAAAGGGGAGUGGUUACUGUGUUCGUGACGCACCAAGUUGACAACUUUCUCAACCGGUUGAAAAUAGGACGAUAAAUUUAAAACGCAUAUUUCUCCAAAAAUACAGAACGGACAUAUUUAAUACUUUACUCAUUGUGUUUCUUCAAUGCCUCUUGUGCAAAUAGCACAUAAAACCGAGAAAGUGUGAAAAUCACUAUGGUACUCCUUUAAGGGGAACCGACCCCAAAAAAAAGAACAAUAAACAGGAGAGUUGCAAACUUUCCCCAAACCCCUCAGCGCCCCCGCUCCACAGCCCCCUGUCCCCCUCUGAGUUUAGGGUUAUAAACAGGCCCUGAGCCACGCUGGCGUCUGCCCCCCCCCAGAGGGAGGAAUUCGGUCAGCUGCAACACGACUGCGGCUCUCGGCUCCCCCUGCUGGUCGGUCGGGUGAACUUCUGAGACUGAGGCUGCUUCCUCAGUCUGCGCGGGCAGCGCCGCCCACAGACGGACGCGUGUGUGCGGCGGGAGCGCUCGACGGCCGCGGCGUCACAGGAAGUGGCGGUUUGACGGCGCGCGUGUCAAAGGAGAGCGAGCGCACGACCGCGCUCUCUCAAUCUGAGGGCGGUCGGUGAAUACGAUUGGACGCUCCAAAUUGGGAGGGAAAAAAAAACGACUGCAAGCAUGACACAAAAUGGCGUGGGCAUUCGCCAUCCCGUGGGCAUCCGUCACAGUGGGAACCCCGAGUCAGAGCUGCCCCAGAAACACACCCCCUACACCCCAGAGACCCUUUUCUCUGACCCCGGUGCCUGUUGCCAUGAAGACAGCAAACUGUAUAUUCUGUAAAUACUGUAGAGGUGUACCAUACCCUUUGUAAGCUGUAAAUUUGUUCAAUGCAAACAUUAAAAUAUGACACAAAACUG
This is a messenger RNA of Anguilla rostrata (American eel), 2367 nucleotides long. Its product is annotated as T-cell immunoglobulin and mucin domain-containing protein 4-like. Gene Ontology annotation, molecular function: phosphatidylserine binding. The coding region runs from base 102 to 788 and encodes 228 amino acids. The transcript is spliced from 6 exons. Gene Ontology annotation, biological process: cytoskeletal rearrangement involved in phagocytosis, engulfment; apoptotic cell clearance. The record is from RefSeq and is a predicted model, not a curated record. NCBI's taxonomy places the organism in Eukaryota, Metazoa, Chordata, Actinopteri, Anguilliformes, Anguillidae.